GCGGCGGGCGCCCGGGAAGGCUGGUCUCGCGAGAGCUCCGCUCCCUCUCCGUCGCGGCGGCCGCAGCUGCUGGCUGACCGGCGGGCAUGGACGCUCCCGAGGACUACGCUUGGCCGCGGGCCACCUCCGAGCUCAUGCUGCUCCCGGUCACGGGGCUGGAGUGCGUGCGGGAGCGGCUGCUGGCCGGUGAGGGGCCGGACAUGCUGGUGUACAGCCUGGAUUUUGGGGGGCACCUGCGGAUGAUGAAGCGAGUGCAGAACCUGCUCGGCCACUAUCUUAUCCACGGGUUCCGGGUGCGACCAGAGCCCAAAGGAGACCUUGACGUGGAGGCCAUGGUCGCCGCGUUCGGGAGCAAGGGCCUCCGAGUCGUGAAGAUGAGCUGGGGGCAGGGCCGCUUUCGGGAGCUAUGGCGCUCGGGCCUGUGGACCAUGCCCGACUGGGUCUGGGACGCACGCUGGCUCGAGGGGAACAUGGCCUUGGCCCUGGGCCACAACUCGGUGGUGUUAUACGACCCCGUCAUAGGCUGCCUCCUGCAGGACGUUCCCUGCACCGAGAGGUGCACCCUCUCCUCGGCCUGUCUGAUCGGCGACACCUGGAAGGAGCUGACCGUCGUGGCAGGUGCUGUUUCCAACCAGCUGCUGGUCUGGUACCCGGCGGCCGCGUUGGUGGACAGUAAGCCCGUGGCCCCUGACCGGCGGGUCAGUGGGCACGUGGGUGCCGUCUUCAGCAUGUCGUACCUGGAGAGCAAGGGCUUGCUGGCCACCGCGUCAGAAGACCGAAGUGUUCGCAUCUGGAAGGUGGGCGACCUGCGGGUGCCGGGGGGUCGGGUGCAGAGUAUUGGGCACUGCUUUGGGCACAGCGCCCGCGUGUGGCAGGUCAAGCUGCUGGAGAAUUACCUGGUCAGUGCGGGAGAGGACUGUGUCUGCUUGGUGUGGAGCCACGAAGGGGAGAUCCUCCAUGCUUUUCGGGGCCACCAGGGCCGUGGGAUCCGGGCCCUCGCUGCCCACGAGAAGCAAGCCUGGGUGAUCACGGGGGGUGACGACUCGGGCAUCCGGCUGUGGCACCUGGUAGGGCGUGGGCACCCAGGUUCCGGGGCCUCUGCUCUCUCCUUCAAGUCCCCCAGCAGGCCAGGUGCCCUCAAGGCUGUGACGCUGGCUGGCUCGUGGCGAGUGUUGGCGGUGACGGACUCAGGCGUCCUGUACCUCUAUGACCUUGAGGUCAAGUGCUGGGAGCUCCUGCUGGAGGACAAGCGCUUCCAGUCCUACUGCCUUCUGGAGGCAGCCCCCGGGCCGGAGGGCUUCGGGCUGUGCGCCAUGGCCAACGGGGAGGGGCACGUCAAGGUGGUCCCCAUCAACACGCCCACGGCGGCCGUGGACCUGGCCCUGUUCCCGGGCAAGGUGCACAGCGUGAGCUGGGCCCUGCGUGGCUACGAGGAGCUGCUGCUGCUGGCGUCGGGCCCCGGCGGCGUGGUGGCCUGCCUGGAGGUCACGGCCGCCCCCUCCGGCAAGGCCAUCUUCGUCCAGGAACGUUGCCGGUACCGGCUGCCUCCCAGCAAGCAGCGAUGGCACACGUGCAGUGCCUUCCUGCCCCCGGGCGACUUCCUGGUGUGUGGGGACCGACGGGGCUCGGUGCUGCUGUUCCCCUCCAGGCCGGCUCUGCUCCAGGAUCUGGGGCUUGGAGGCCAGGCCGAGGCUGGUGCCGGAGACCUCGGCGGGGGUGGAGACGGUGGCGAGGGGGAGACCGCCUUGACUGAGUGGGGCCCCGUGUCCAUCCUCCGGUCCCUGCACGGGAAGCAGGGUGUGACCUCGGUCACCUGCCAUGGUGGCUUCGUGUACAGCACCGGGCGCGACGGUGCCUACUACCAGCUCCUCGUGCGAGGCAGCCAGCUGCAGCCCGUCCUGCGGCGGAAGUGCUGUCGGGGCAUGAGCUGGGUGGCCGGGCUGCGUGUGAUGGCUGAUGGGAGCACGGUCAUCCUGGGUUUCCACGCCAACGAGUUCGUGGUGUGGAGCCCCCGGUCGCACGAGAAGCUGCACGUGGUCCCCUGCGGCGGCGGCCACCGCUCCUGGGCCUUCUCGGACACCGAGGCGGCCAUGGCCUUUGCCUGCCUCAAGGACGGUGACGUCCUGCUGUACCGGGCUCUCGGCGGCUGCACCCGGCCACAUGUGCUGCUCCGGGAGAGCCUGCAUGGCCGGGAGAUCACGUGUGUCAAGCGUGUGGGCACCAUCACGCUGGGGCCCGAGUUCGAGCUGCCCAGCUUCAUGCAGCCCGAGGACCUGGAGCCGGGCAGCGAGGGGCCCAGCCUGAUCGACAUCGUGAUCACGUGCAGCGAGGACACCACCAUCUGUGUCCUGGCGCUGCCCACGGCGACGGGCUCCGCCCACGCGCUGACAGCCGUCUGUAACCACAUCUCCUCGGUGCGCGCCGUGGCCGUGUGGGGCGUUAGCACCCCAGCUGGCCCUCAGGAUCCUCGCCCGGGCCUGACUGCCCGCGUGGUGUCUGCGGGGGGCCGGGCGGAGAUGCACUGCUUCAACAUCACGGUCACCCUGGACCCCAGCGCCCCGAGCCGCCUCGCCUGCCACGUCAUGCACCUCUCAUCCCACCGGCUGGACGAGGACUGGGCCUCUCGGCGCGGCCGGCACCGCAUGGUCAAGGUGGACCCAGAGACCAGGUACAUGUGCCUAGCCGUGUGUGAGCUUGACCCGCCUGACCUCGGCCCCCUCGUGGCUGCAGCCUGUAGUGACGGCGCAGUGCGGCUCUUCCAUUUGCAGGACUCCGGGCGGCGGCUGCAGCUCUUGGCAGAAACCUUCCACCACCAGCGCUGUGUCCUCAAGGUCCACUCCUUCACACACCAGGCGCCCAGCCAGCGGCGGAGACUGCUCCUGUGCAGCGCGGCCACCGAUGGCAGCCUGGCCUUCUGGGACCUCACCACGGUGCUGGACCACGGCUCCGCUGCCCUGGAGCCUCCCGCAGACCCCGGGCUGCCCUAUCGGCUGGGCCCCCCCUGCCUGACGGUCCAGGCUCACAGCUGUGGCGUCAACAGCCUGCACACCCUGCCCACACGCGAGGGCCACCUCGUGGCGAGUGGCAGCGAGGAUGGCUCCCUCCACGUCUUCGUGCUUGCCGUGGAGUUGCCAGAGCGGGACGAGGCUGGGGGGGGUGCCGAGCUGGCCCCCCAGCUGCACGUGCUGGAGGAGCACUCGGUCCCCUGUGCACAUGCUGCUCACGUGACAGGCCUCCACGUGCUGAGCCCCAGCCUCAUGGUCUCCGCCUCCAUUGAUCAGCGGCUGACCUUCUGGCGCCUGGGGCAUGGCGAACCCACCUUCAUCAACAGCACAGUGUACCACGUGCCCGACGUGGCCGACAUGGACUGCUGGCCCGUGAGCCCCGAGUUUGGUCACCGCUGUGCUCUUGGGGGCCAGGGACUCGAGGUUUACAACUGGUACGACUGAGGGGCCCCGUGGUGGCUGGCACUUGGGCGUGGGGCCUGCUCACAGGCAGGGGAGUGGAGUGAUGUCUGUGCCCAGGCCCAGCGUGCG
Messenger RNA from Eptesicus fuscus (big brown bat), 3536 nucleotides. It is a transcript of the gene WDR6, whose product is annotated as WD repeat domain 6. Gene Ontology annotation, biological process: tRNA methylation. NCBI's taxonomy places the organism in Eukaryota, Metazoa, Chordata, Mammalia, Chiroptera, Vespertilionidae. Gene Ontology annotation, cellular component: cytoplasm. Bases 87 to 3449 code for a protein of 1120 amino acids. The transcript is spliced from 6 exons. Gene Ontology annotation, molecular function: protein binding. The record is from RefSeq and is a predicted model, not a curated record.